Messenger RNA from Folsomia candida, 3305 nucleotides. RefSeq names its product long-chain-fatty-acid--CoA ligase 4. Bases 544 to 2901 code for a protein of 785 amino acids. The record is from RefSeq and is a predicted model, not a curated record. The transcript has 16 exons. Gene Ontology annotation, cellular component: endoplasmic reticulum; plasma membrane; lipid droplet. Lineage: Eukaryota; Metazoa; Arthropoda; Collembola; Entomobryomorpha; Isotomidae. Gene Ontology annotation, biological process: neuron differentiation; long-chain fatty acid metabolic process; long-chain fatty-acyl-CoA metabolic process. Gene Ontology annotation, molecular function: palmitoyl-CoA ligase activity.
GCUAUCCACGUAAUAAGACCGAUCCGGGUAGACUUAGGAUUUCAUUGGUUGAGAGAAAAGUGGCCUGACUGCAAUUUGUCGCUUCUUACCACCAUACUAUCCGUCCGUAGUGCGGAGAAUGAGAAGUUCGCCGUACUGGUAACAACAAUUCGCGAAUUUGCUGGGUGCGUGUCUGGUUUUCUUUUCUAGUGAGUCGUGGUGUAGUGAGUAAUAGUGACGACGAGGGUGGUGGUUUUAUACGGCAAAAGUCAUCGAGCAAAGCAUAGGUAGGUUUUAGAAGGAAGACUGGUUUGGAUGAAACCGACUGGUGUGUGUGUUUUAGUCGUAGUAGGCAGAAAUCGAUACGAGAGGGUUUUAUACUGACCCUCUGCCCGGGUUGCGUUAUUAGAGACAGGAAGUUUGUCCAGGAAAGAUUAGUUUCUGAGUGAGCUGCUGAAAGAAACGCAGAUUAGAUAGUCUCUAAAUUGAAAUUGUGUCAAAAAGUUAACGCAUUCCCACCCUACAUUAACAAUUGUUGUUUUGUUCCACAGUUGAAAGCUUGACAUGGCGAAAAGAGUCGAGAAUGGUGGGAGUGGCGGAGUUUUAAAAAGUAAUGGGAGUAGAAAUAAUAAUAAUUCUGCGGUUUCUGCUGCUGGUGGUGGACGAAGUGGCAGUAAUAGUGGUAGUUUAGUUGAUUUGGUGAGACAUUAUCUUUUUCUCUUUGAUGGGGAUGAAGCCGAGUUGGGAACUCCGGUAAGGUUACUCUUGCCCGAUAAGAAGUUAGGAUUUGGGGGGACUUUGGUCGUAGCAUUGUUGAAAGCCAUCAGUUUGGCAUACGAUGUCGUCACCUGGUUCGGAUACUACUGGUUCCAAAAGAAAAGUCCGAGGGAAAAGGUUCUGCUACACACGGAGAUCAAGGCCGAAGUCGUAUCUCGUGGCGAAGGGAGUUGUACAUGGCGUUCGGAUCGAGAAGUGAGAGAUAUUCAUGUAGAGCUGGAAAAGGGCAAGAUUGAUACGAUGCACAAAGUAUAUACACAUGCCAUACGAAAAAACGGACUGAAACGAUGUCUUGGUACAAGGGAACUGUUUAAAGAAGAGGAUGAAAUACAAGAAAAUGGAAAAGUCUUUAAAAAGUAUGAAAUGGGCGAAUAUCACUGGAAAAGUUAUGCUGAGGUGGAUCGUCUCUCUGCAUGCUUUGCUGCCGGACUCACGACACUAAACCUUCAACGAAAAGAAAAGAUUUGCAUCUUUGCCGAAACGAGAGCCGAAUGGUUGAUUGCUGCCGUGGGAGCGUUUAAGCAUACUUUUACAAUCGUCACCUUGUACGCCACUCUUGGCGAAGAUGCCGUGGUACACGGGCUCAACGAGACAGAGUCCACUGUGGUUCUUACGUCGGAUGAACUAAUGCCCAAGUUCAAGUCAAUUUUAAAACAGACUCCUCACGUGAAACACCUCAUUUACAUGGAGCAUCCACUUAAAAAAUUGGACACUUCAGGAUAUUUGGAUAGUGUGAGCAUACACUCAUUCUGCGAUGUGAUUGAGCGUGGGAGUAAACUGAGUAUUCGGCUUGAAGCACCUGAACCGGAUGACGUGGCUAUAAUUAUGUAUACGAGUGGCUCGACCGGCGUACCGAAGGGGGUGUUGCAAUCGCAUAAGAAUGUAGCGACUGCUAUGCUCGGACUAACUGAUGGACUUGGCCCCGUGUAUUCGGAUGAUAUAUACGUGGCAUAUCUUCCUCUUGCACACGUUCUAGAAUUGACCUGUGAAAGUAUAUGCUUUCUGCAAGGAAUUCCUAUUGGAUACUCGUCCCCAUUGACGCUUACCAAUAACUCGUCAAAGAUCAAGGCUGGCUCAAAGGGAGAUGCUGUUGUGCUCGAACCAACUAUUAUGGUGGCCGUUCCUUUCGCUUUGGACAGAAUAUAUAAAAUGGUCCAAGAACAAGUAAAUCAAGGUGGAUUUAUAAAGCAAGCCCUCUUCUACUUUGCCUACGACUACAAAUUGUGGUGGUAUUAUAAAGGAUACAAUACUCCACUCGUGGAUGCAAUUGUCAUGAAAAAACCGAAAAUGGCAGUUGGCGGAAAAGUUAGGAUUAUGAUCUCGGGAGGAGCUCCACUUGCCACAGACACUCACGAGUUCAUUCGAAACUGUUUAUGUCUUCCCGUAGUUCAAGGAUAUGGUCUCACAGAAACGUGUGCAACGGCAACUUGUUCUACACCUGGUGACAUGAGCGUGGGUCGGGUUGGUCCUCCUCUACGUUGUAAUGACCUUCGCUUAGUCGAUUGGGACGAAGGAAAUUACACUGUUAAUGAUGUACCCCUUCCUCGAGGCGAACUUGUUAUCGGAGGAGACAAUGUGGCAAUGGGAUAUUUUAAACUACCAGAAGCUACAGCUCAAGACUUUUUCGUUGCCGAUGGCCGAAGAUGGUUCCGAACUGGAGACAUUGCUGUAGCUGAUCCUGAUGGCUGUUUUAGAAUUAUUGACCGCAAGAAAGACUUGGUCAAACUUCAAAUGGGGGAGUACCUAAGCAUGGGAAAAAUAGAAUCUAUCCUUAAAACUUGCAAAUACAUUGAAAACGUUUGCAUUUAUGGUGAUGCAUUUAAGAACGUCUGCGUGGCCUUGGUCGUUCCUGCCCAGAAACACUUGGAGUUGCUCUCAAGCAGUAUCGGAAAACCAAAUCUGAGCCUGGAAGAAAUGUGUUCAGAUCCUCAAGUGGAAGCUGCUUUCCUUAAAGAAAUUCAGAGCUUUUCCACAGCAGCCAAACUCCAUCGAUUCGAAAUUCCAGCCGCUCUCAAGCUUUGCUCUGAACUCUGGACCCCAGACAACAACUUGGUAACGGCCGCCUUCAAACUGAGACGACGCAACGUACAGGAAUGGUAUCAGGGCGAUCUUGAUAGAAUGUAUGCAAAGUUAAGCAGUAGUUGAUAUUCUCGACUGUAACUAAUAUGUAUGUACAUUUGAACAUCUACUACUUGAUGCGUUAUAUUCUAAUUAUUGAACCUCAUCAAUCAAUAUUAUUAAUCAAUAUUAUUAUUGCUAUAAUACACAUAAUAACACGAGUACUAGUACUAUCAAUUAUUAUACAUACAAUUAUGUAUUACUAGCUACUAUUUUCCGAUAUAAUACUAUUCCCAUUUUUGUUUUUGUAUCAGUACAAUUUUAUAAUUUCCUUAAAUCCCUGUGAUUCUAAUAACUUAUCGAUCAAUAGUUUUAAUGAGAAAUGUUAUGCUGAUGAUUGUGUUGUAUGUUGGAUAAACUGGAUAUUCGCAAGAAUGUAUAUGCAGUAAUAAACAAGGUAUAUCUUUAGAGUCAAAAUACAUCUACAAAAC